AUGGUCGAUGAUGCCGGGACAGAGACCCUGCCAGGCCGACCGGUCCCUCUCGAGGAUGAACAACAGGAUGGCAGAGGAAUUCCGGAGCUGUCGCAGCAGCCCGACGAUGGGGACACCAGGAGCACUAGGAGGAGGAGGCGGCGGCGGAAGCAUCAGAAAAUCAACCCAGGCCUAGCAAAGAAAUUUGACUUCAUGACCCAGUUGCUACGGAACCUGGACGCUCUGGUCUAUGCGGAGCUUUGCACUCUAUACUACAUGGAAUGUUCCAUUCUCCGCUUUGCCGUCCGCGCCUAUGGUCAACAUCAUUGGCUUACACCUAAGCCUGACGACUAUCCGCUGACUAUGGAGGCGGCACGGUCACAGGUUAUUUCGGUAUUCGUUCCGAACCUCAUCUGUAUCCUACUGCACAUCUUCACAUCGCUACCCACAGCUGGUGAAGCUGCCCGCGGAUAUCUUCAUGGAGGCGUGAUUGUGGACUUUAUCGGGCAAACACCGCCGACCUCCAGGUUUACGUUUCUCGCGCUCGAUUGCAUCAUACUGGUCAUCCAGUGUUUGAUGCUGGCUAUCCAUUCCGAGCGAGAGAAACUGCGCCCUAUUGUGCGACCUAUACUAUUCCGAUUACCACCAGCGCUCCAGGAGACAAUUGGAAUGGCCUCGACUCAAGACCACGAUGCUGAGGAACGAGGGGUGCUGACGGGUGCUCCUGGCCUGGAAGCAGAAGACCCCAACAGCGUGGAGCUGCAGCCUCUGCGGCCUAAUGGCGAAGGCGAACAUGAGCAAGAUGCUGAACAAAGCCAAUCUUCGCGACGUCGCUCGUCCCUUCAUGCAGCUAGUGGAAUGCAUCUGUUCGAUGUUCUCAGUUCGGGAAACGGUAUUGUGGGAGACGGCAUUGACGAGGCUUUCGGCGAUGAGGAGGAUGCCCCAGUUAGAACGUAA
Molecule: messenger RNA, 936 nt
Organism: Colletotrichum graminicola M1.001
Lineage: Eukaryota; Fungi; Ascomycota; Sordariomycetes; Glomerellales; Glomerellaceae
Exons: 3
Coding region: 1-936 (311 amino acids)
Biological process (GO): SREBP signaling pathway; protein processing
Cellular component (GO): Dsc E3 ubiquitin ligase complex
Source: RefSeq, a predicted model, not a curated record